AUGGUUCAGAGAAAUGGAGGAGGAUACUACGCCAAUGCAAUGUUCAGAGAAGCUCAGAGAGUCAUGAAAAAAAUAGAAGCCAACCUCUGGAUUGUUCUUGAUGGGAAAACCAGAGUUGGAAAGAGUGCAGCAGGAAACAGCAUCUUGAGAGGAAAAGUAUUUCAAUCAACAGCUUCCUCUUCCUCUGAAACAUCAGAGUGUCAGAAGGAAACGUCUCUCUUUGAAGGUAAAACAGUGGCUGUAAUUGAUACUCCAGGUCUGUAUGAAACUAAACUAACUAAAGAGGAGGUGAAGAGAGAGAUUGUUAGAUGCAUCUCCUCUGCUGCUCCUGGUCCUCAUGUGUUCCUGGAUGUGAUCCAACCAAACAGAUUCACCAAAGAAGAACAAGAAACUGUGAAAAUCAUUCAGAAGAUAUUUGGUGAACAAGCAGCUGAUUACACAAUGGCCUUGGUAAUCCAUGAAGAUGAUGAGAAUAAAGACACCAUAGAAGAAGCAAUUAAACAUCCAGAUCUCAAAGACUUUAUCAGCCAGUGCCAUGGAGGAUACCAUGUUUUUAACAGCAGAAACAAGGAUCGCUCUGAGGUCAGAGAGCUGCUGAAGAAAAUCAACACAAUGAUUAAGAAAAAUGGAGGAUACUGCUACAUCAACAAAAUGUUUGAAAAGGUGGAGAAAGCCAUAAAAACAGAGAUGGAACGACCAGAAAGAAAACCCAGAGAUGUCAGCCGAAGAAGCAAAAUACAAAGCAGAAAGAAGGAAAGAGUUUACUCAGGGGAACUGGGAUGA
Molecule: messenger RNA, 783 nt
Organism: Pundamilia nyererei
Lineage: Eukaryota; Metazoa; Chordata; Actinopteri; Cichliformes; Cichlidae
Product: GTPase IMAP family member 4-like
Exons: 1
Coding region: 1-783 (260 amino acids)
Molecular function (GO): GTP binding
Source: RefSeq, a predicted model, not a curated record